UGCUCUGGAGCAGGUGAAUAAAGGACCAGCAGGCAAACAAAAGCAAAGGUUUUAAACAUAGUUUAUCACAACUGUUCUGCUGAGAGGAAUAGAGGAGAGUGGCUUCUUCGCUGACCCCUGUCUGUAUGUGGCAGACUCCACCCAAGGGCCACGUACUCGCCGUCUUCACUAUCUGGAAGAGUAAACCAAAGAGGCCUUUUGGAUUACGUUGAAGAAGAGGUAGUGUAAGUUUCUAUCUUAUCAUGCAACUAUUGUCUGAAGGACAAUUAAGACGCUGUGUUGUUCAACCAGUACAUCUUACAUCAGGGCUGCUCAUAUUUUUUAUCCUGAAGUCUAUCUCAUCCCUAAAACCUGCUCGACUUCCAGUUUAUCAAAGGAAACCUUUUAUAGCUGCUUGGAAUGCUCCAACAGACCUGUGUUUGAUAAAAUAUAAUUUGGCAGUGAACUUAAAAGUGUUUCAGAUGGUUGGAAGCCCUCGGCUCAAAGACAGGAGGCAAAAUGUUGUUAUAUUUUAUGCCAACAAAUUGGGAUCUUACCCAUGGUAUACAUCAGAAGGGGUACCCAUCAAUGGUGGUCUUCCCCAAAACACAAGCUUACAGGUACACCUGGAAAAGGCUUACCAGGAUAUUAAUUAUUACAUCCCUUCUGAAAAUUUCAGUGGACUUGCUGUUAUAGACUGGGAAUAUUGGCGCCCACAGUGGGCCCGGAACUGGAACACCAAGGAUAUCUACAGACAGAAGUCAAGAACUCUUAUUUCUGAUAUGAAGGAGAACAUAUCCACUGCUGAUAUUGAAUAUUUAGCCAAAGCAACUUUUGAGAAAAGUGCAAAAGCUUUCAUGGAGGAAACUAUCAAAUUGGGAAUUAAGAGCAGACCCAAGGGCUUUUGGGGUUAUUACUUGUAUCCUGACUGCCACAAUUACAAUUUUUAUGCUACAAACUAUACCGGGUCAUGCCCAGAAGAGGAAGUUUUGAGGAACAAUGACCUCUCUUGGCUCUGGAACAGCAGUACUGCUCUGUAUCCUGCUGUUAGUAUUAGGAAAUCCUUUGCAGACAGUGAAAAUACUUUGCACUUCUCACAAUUUCGGGUGCGUGAAUCACUGAGGAUCUCUACUAUGACAUCACAUGAUUAUGCUCUGCCCGUAUUUGUCUACACACGGCUGGGCUACAAAGAGGAACCUUUGCUUUUCCUUUCUAAGCAAGAUCUAAUUAGUACCAUAGGAGAAAGUGCUGCGUUGGGAGCUGCAGGCAUUGUUGUUUGGGGAGACAUGAAUUUAACUUCAUCUGCGGAGAACUGUACAAAGGUGAACCGCUUUGUGAACUCUGAUUUUGGUAGCUACGUAAUCAAUGUGACCACAGCAGCUGAAGUGUGCAGUCGUCAUCUUUGCAAGAACAAUGGGAGGUGUGCACGGAAGACAUGGAAAGCAGCUCAUUACCUCCACUUGAACCCUGCGAGUUACCACAUAGAGGCCUCUGCAGAUAGAGAAUUCGUAGUGAAGGGAAGAGCGUCAGAUGCUGACCUAGCCGCCAUGGCAGAGAAUUUUCUAUGUCACUGUUAUGAGGGCUAUGAGGGGGCUGACUGUAGAGAUAUGACAGAGGCCAGUGGCCCCUCGGGGGUUUCCGUUUCCUCUAGUUCAGUAAUAACACUGUGUCUGAUAGCUCUAGCAGGUCAUCAAAGCAUUCAGCUGUGACAUAAUUGACUUUAAAGGGAAUUGUGUCCUUUUAAGUAGGGUAUUAUGGAGCAGAUGGAUUUCACAUGCUCCUCUGAGUUCCUCUGAGAGCCAUUAUAAAUCAACAUUAUGUCACAACAUGAAUAGGAACCUCUUACCUUCUUUGCUACACUUUGGUUGGAAGCCAGGUCUAAGAGAAUAAAGCAGUGCACUCUGUUCUCUUACUUGAAUGUUUCAAUGGCAUUUAAAUCAAAGUUUAUUCUUUUUCUAAUUAUAUAGGCACAAGUGUGCAAAUGAAUAGUAAGCUUAUUAUUUCAAGCACAUUUUCUAGGAAAGCAGUUCAUUUACAGGCAGGUUACAACGUAAGCACCUGGUUCAACAGUCGUGACCCGGUCAACUAAUUCAUCAGAGGAGGUGAACCGCCGUGCUACUGGGCCAGCCUCCGCCUCACUUGCGUCUGUUUCCCUGAUGAACUCAUGGAGGACAGGAUUACUACUGGUGUGGUUUCUCAAGAGAAAGAAUUCAGGUUGCUGACUCCAACUCAUCACAACCAUCAACCUCUUCCUUCUCAGACCUUACCAGUCUGCAAAACAAAAAGGUCCAGGAUCCACUGAACUAUAGAUCCAAAAGCUGAAGUCCUGUUGACGUUUGAAAGUGGAACCUUUCUUUCUUUCUUUUCUUUUUUAUGAAAAGAAAGUGUAUAAGGAAAAUCAGCUACUUUGUCUUCCUCUGUUCCCCAUAUAAAUUUUGAGUAGUAGAUUUGGGUUUAGAAUCACUUUGAACCUGAUUUGAAUUACGCUGUUCACUCUUUAUGUGGGGUUAUAAAUCUUAACAAGUUCUUUACAGCCCUCUUUAUCUUCUGGAAUUUGGUAGUAUAAUUCUUGUCUCAGCGAAUUAGCACAGUAAUUUGCCUUGCACUCCUGGGUUCUUAGUAAUGUAGCUGAUCCAGGACAAUCUCUUGAACACUAAAGCAACAGUCAAGCUGUUUCCUUCUGUGGACAGCGACCAUUUAUAAUCACUUAGACAUUGUGCUGUGUUCCUUGAGGGAUACUCUCAGGGGAUACAGUUUUCUCUCCAUAAAGAUAAUUUAAUAGGAAGAGAAACUCAAGAAAGAUAUGAUGAUACUAAUAAAGAAGGGAUACCACUUGAGUCUUCUCUUCUUUCUUAACUCUUUCAACUCAGGAUCCCUGCUUGCCAGAGGUGACUGUGAAAGUUUAAUUCUGAAAUGUACACUAGAAACAAACAAAGCCUUAAUUAUACUGUGAAUGAAAGGCAUGAUUAUAUAUAUGUAUAUAUAUGCUAUUUAAAAAUUAAAUUCAUUUUUAUAUGAAAGUUGAUGUGAUUAGCAUUACAGAGCAUUUACAAAAUUUUAACAAUAACCAAAGAAAUCACCAAUAAACACCUUACUGUAAGCUGGUAACUUUUUAUGUAGUUUUUACUAAUAUUUCUUAUAAAAUGAUUUUUGUAUGGCUAUAAUUAUAUUUUAUAUUCUGUUUCAAUUAAUGAUGUGUUUUCAUAGCAUUUUGUAAUCUUCACGCAUGUUUUUAAAAAUCUUUUUCUCUUCCAGUAGAGGGAUUAAAGGUUAGGAUUAAUGCAAAC
Rattus norvegicus (Norway rat) is the source of this 3266-nucleotide messenger RNA. It is a transcript of the gene Hyal4, whose product is annotated as hyaluronidase 4. Lineage: Eukaryota; Metazoa; Chordata; Mammalia; Rodentia; Muridae. Gene Ontology annotation, biological process: chondroitin sulfate proteoglycan catabolic process; carbohydrate metabolic process. Gene Ontology annotation, molecular function: hyalurononglucosaminidase activity; chondroitin hydrolase activity. Gene Ontology annotation, cellular component: lysosome; cell surface. The record is from RefSeq and is marked provisional. The transcript is spliced from 5 exons. The coding region runs from base 243 to 1688 and encodes 481 amino acids.